This is a messenger RNA of Paramecium tetraurelia, 1194 nucleotides long. RefSeq lists its product as uncharacterized. The transcript is spliced from 4 exons. The record is from RefSeq and is a predicted model, not a curated record. Lineage: Eukaryota; Ciliophora; Oligohymenophorea; Peniculida; Parameciidae.
AUGUCUAGUUACCCAAAAAAAAGAAUAAACUUUUCAGAAUUGGAUGAUCAUUUCGAUGAUGAUUAAUAAAUUGAUUCUCUAAGAUAUAAUGCAGAAAUUGAUAGCGCAAUUCAAAUUAAAAAGUCAUCAGAUCAUGAAAAACUAAAUGAGGUACAAUAAUUAUUACAAUUUUCACCUCAUCCUUAAUAAGAAAAUUAGAAAUUAUCAUCUGUUCGGUGUUCAUUUGGAUUGAAUUCAAAUAACAAUUUCAAUCCAAGCAGAUUACCAUUCUCCCAAAAUUAAAAUAGUGUAAACUCUUCAAUUCAAAUUGGUUCACCUGACACAGCCUAAUUUCCAUUAUAGAAGAAGUUUCUUAAAUUGUACCAAAUGAGAUCUUCAAUUGAAGAAAUCAGUGCGGAGAAUGAUCUUAGUUAAAGCAGAGAAAACAUGACCAAGAAUUCAAAUCGCACAUUAAACACUGAAGAGGAUAAAAAUGUGCAAUAUAAUCAAGAUGAGAACUUAUAAAAUGAAUUAUACGAAAAUGAUUCAUAUGCUCUAUUUACCUAAUUGCUUGAGUAAUUGGAAUAGUCACAGAACUAAAUAUAAAAGCAACAAUUACAAUAUCAAGAGUUGCAAUCUAAGUAUGAAAAAUAGUAAUCACAAAUUAUUUAUUUGACCAAAUUAAAUUAAGAAAUCACAAAAACCCUGGAUGAAACUCAGAAUCAACUACAAUUGUUGAAUGAAACUAAUGGACUACUAAAGAAAAAGAUCCAAUCUUAUAAAUAGUAUAGUAUCACAGAGUAGUCUCAAUACAAUGGAAAUACCAAUAGAUACAAUAAAGAGAAUAAUGAUUAUUUAAAGCACCACAACAGCACAGAAUCCAAUUAAUCUAUUGAACUAGUUAACAAUCUCAAAAAAACACAAAAGGUUACCAAGACAUAUUCCAAUGUCAUUAUGAUGUUGCUAUUGAUGAUCUAAAAAUGCUUUUAUUUAGAUGAAUCAAUUGAUAAAGAAGGAAAAGAAGUUAUUAAUAAGAUAACUCAAUAGAUAAAUCAAAGAUAAUUGUCAUAGGAUAAUAUUGUAUUUUCAAUUGAAUCCCUAAUAAAGUAUUUUGAGCAAAGAUUCUCAGAUAUGGCCACCAAAAAUAGUAAGGCGUCAUCGAUGAGCAAUAUCAUGGAUUAAAUCAGGUAAUUGGUUGAUCAAAGAAGUAAUUGA